UAAACAGCUGUAUUUGUUUUUGUUUUGCAUAACAAUAAACCCAGAAAAUAUAAAAAAAAUACAUUUUUUUUACAAAUAAUUUGUAUAAUACUUUUUUUUACAAAUAAUUCUAUAUACAUGAAUGCCGUUAUUGCAUUGUGUCAUUUUUGUGAGGCUCAUGGACCCUCGGCUAUAUUUAGUACACAAACACUUAGAGACACAAAAUUGGAUGAACUAUAUUCAGCAGCAGCUUUGCAGACUUCGAAUAGUGUAGCUGGUAAACAGUGUGCGGCAUGUAACUCCAUUGGCCAGACAAAUGGUUUGUAUAGUAAGGAUAAUGAAAGUGGAGCCACAUUCUUGAGUACACAACAAUCGGCACUGCCGGAGGUGGCGACAUUGGUAAAACAGGCGGCAGUACGUAGUUUAAGCUGUGAAAUAAAUCACAAUAAAGAUGGUGGUUUUGUAUUUUUCGGUGACACUUCCAGGGGUCAUGUUUUAAGUCAUACCUUUCACGUUAGUGAUUUGCAAGCCCGUGGUUUUUAUCAACUGUUUUCCAUUAUCAUACUUAUGAAAGAUAAAUAUUUUCUUUUAAAUACAAAACCUUUUUUGGCAGAACAUUUACGUAAAAUUUCUGCAGAAUUACAAAACGGCGCUAAACGCAUACGCGAAGAGGAGGAAUUGAAAGGUUCCCCACGACAACGCCGUUUAUCCGGUUCACAGCCCUUAGUACAAACUCCUAGAUCAUUAAUAGAACUUACUGGAGAAGAAAAUGUUUUUGCCGUUUUGCACUCACAUUUCUCAUGGCUUUUAUUGGCAGGUUCGCGUUUUCUCACAGAACACGUUACCUUUGGCAAUUUACCCUGGCUACCACCACAAAGUAGUAGUCAUCCACCACAACAGAGACUUACCUAUAAUAUAACAACUUUGCCUAUGAUACAAAAAUAUGAGACUCUAGAUGAUGCCGAGGAAUUUUAUUCUUUACGUUACAUCAAACAGGUGGUGCGAAAGGCAGAAUUUGCCUCGGUUUGCUAUUGUGCUUUAACCGGUAUUAAGAUUAUAGUACGUGGUGAUCCAGCUCGUACUUUUCAUUUUAUGAUGUGUCUUAAGAAACUUUUACCCGAACAAAUGCACUCUCUUAUACGGGUCGAUGCACAGCAUCAACAUUCCAUAAGUGCAGAUUAUAAAAUCAUUUCAAUAUCGAAUGAAAUUGCUGUGCCCAUGGCUAGUUCAUCUGUAUUUCGCAUAGACUUUUUGGAAGAAUCUCUGGGCAAUAAUGUUUGCAUCAAAUGGCCGGGUUCAGUACCAACAAAACUGCCGGAUUUAUUGGUGAAAUUGUUAAAAGCUGUUGAUGAAACUCGUUUUACAGAAUUGGUGCUAAAUCGUCAUACCAGAGUUUUAGUAGAGGAAUGGAAAAACAAAGUUAUCUGCCUCAAUCAUGCCAAAUCCACCAAUGGUCAAGCCAAAUUAAAAAGAGUAUUAGGUGUCCAAACUCAAGACCAACCACUUUUAAACUACUGGAGUGCACAUUUGCAUUAAAUUACAAUUUUGUUUUAACUACAACACACAUUUUUAAUUUAUAAACAAUUUUACGAAAAA
Messenger RNA from Lucilia cuprina (Australian sheep blowfly), 1575 nucleotides. It is a transcript of the gene BHD, whose product is annotated as folliculin. NCBI's taxonomy places the organism in Eukaryota, Metazoa, Arthropoda, Insecta, Diptera, Calliphoridae. Gene Ontology annotation, cellular component: cytosol. Bases 118 to 1515 code for a protein of 465 amino acids. Gene Ontology annotation, biological process: positive regulation of transforming growth factor beta receptor signaling pathway; positive regulation of TORC1 signaling; positive regulation of GTPase activity. The record is from RefSeq and is a predicted model, not a curated record. The transcript is spliced from 5 exons. Gene Ontology annotation, molecular function: GTPase activator activity.